AGCAUCGUCGUGGCGCACGGCCUCUUUGGCUCGAAGCAGAACUGGCGCAGCAUCGCACGCGCCAUGGCGGCAAAGUGGGGCCUCGACGUGUGGGCCGUGGACCUGCGCAACCACGGCACGUCGCCGCAUGCCUCGUCCAUGACGUACUCGGAGCACGCGGCCGACCUCAGCGCCUUCUUCGCACAGCAUGGCCUCGAGCAUGUCGCCCUCGUGGGCCACUCCAUGGGCGGCAAGACAGUCCAGACUCUCGCCCUCUCUCGCGUCGGCGAGCCGACGCAUCCGCUGCACAGCCUCGUGUCGGUGGACAUGGCGCCGGCGCGCGGCAGCCUGAGUCCGGAGUUUGCGCGCUACAUGGACGCCAUGGUCGAGAUUGAGGAGGCCAAGUGCGCCUCGCGCAAGGACGCCGACGAGAUCAUGCAGCGCACAGAGCCGGACGCCGGCGUGCGCUCCUUCCUCCUCACAAACCUCGAGCGGCGCAAGGAUGCGGCGCACUGGUCCUUCCGCAUCCCCGUACGCAGCCUGCAGACACAGCUGCCGGCGCUCGGCGACUUCCCGUUUGACGCGCCGGGGCAGGAAGAGGCGGGCUCGGGCCGGCCUGUGCGCUCGUGGGACGGGCCGACGCUGUUCAUGAAGGGCGCCAAGAGCAAGUACAUCAACCGCCGAAACAUCCCAAUCUGCGACGCCUACUUCCCCAACGCGCAGCAUGUCUCGCUCGAUGCCGGCCACUGGGUUCAGGCCGAGCGGCCCAACGAGUUCCAGGAGGUGCUGGGCCGCUUCUUG
Tilletiopsis washingtonensis is the source of this 780-nucleotide messenger RNA. RefSeq names its product alpha/beta-hydrolase. Lineage: Eukaryota; Fungi; Basidiomycota; Exobasidiomycetes; Entylomatales. The annotation marks the transcript as partial. The record is from RefSeq and is a predicted model, not a curated record. Gene Ontology annotation, cellular component: mitochondrion. The transcript is spliced from 6 exons.